UGCACAACCCAUCUGUCCUUGAAGCCACAAAGCAGACAAGAUGGUCGCAUACUGGAGACAGGCAGGCUUAAGCUACAUCCGCUUCUCAUCUAUCUGCGCAAGCGCGGUGCGAGCUGCUAUGAAACCGCAGGUCAGAGCCGAGGCUGUGAAGGCCGCAGAAGCCAACGUCAAAGUCCUCAAACCGAAAAAAUAGCUGCAUGAUUUGAGAUCGUGAUGUAGAUAGUUUUUCCCUGAGUUGUGAGGUCCUGUCACUCUCCUGUCCUGCUAACCAUGGAGAAGAAAACAAGAUGGAUAACAUCAAUAUAAUAUGUUAAAGUCUGGGGGGACCUCAAUGAUGAAAUUGCUGUUUUCCCCCUUAAAUUUGUAAAGAAAAUUGUAUUAAAGAUGAAUAUCGGAAAUACA
Molecule: messenger RNA, 402 nt
Organism: Labrus mixtus (cuckoo wrasse)
Lineage: Eukaryota; Metazoa; Chordata; Actinopteri; Labriformes; Labridae
Gene: atp5f1e
Product: ATP synthase F1 subunit epsilon
Exons: 4
Coding region: 41-193 (50 amino acids)
Biological process (GO): proton motive force-driven mitochondrial ATP synthesis
Cellular component (GO): mitochondrial inner membrane
Molecular function (GO): proton-transporting ATP synthase activity, rotational mechanism
Source: RefSeq, a predicted model, not a curated record